Messenger RNA from Penicillium macrosclerotiorum, 477 nucleotides. RefSeq lists its product as uncharacterized. The record is from RefSeq and is a predicted model, not a curated record. The coding region runs from base 1 to 477 and encodes 158 amino acids. The transcript has a single exon. NCBI's taxonomy places the organism in Eukaryota, Fungi, Ascomycota, Eurotiomycetes, Eurotiales, Aspergillaceae.
AUGACACACCCGGGUCCUCUUCGGGUAUUGGUGAUCGUCUCACAACGAAGCACCUUGUUCACCAAGACCCACAUUUCCCCGGAAGACCUUCUGCCUCUAGCCUUGCGGCUUUUGAAGAAGAGCAACAUCCGAAGAAUGCCAGAUGCGAUGACGGAAACAAGACUAUUGGCGGUUCAAAAAUGGCGAAGCCGUACCUUCCUUGUCUUCGAUAUCGCCAAUGCCCAUUACGAUGCCUCGCUGGGUCAUCUCCCUGAGCAGAAUCAACUACCAGUAGUGGUUGCACAUUUCAGCAAAAAGAAGUCGGCCUAUCCGGCUAGCUCAUGGGUAUCCCAGCGAGUGAAUCAUGAUGUCGCGAUGCUGCACAAUGCCAAUGGCUUUCAAGCGGUCCCGCCUUUCAUGGAGGAUCAUACCACGGGGGAGCCCCCAACAUACCAUAGUCCCCGGGAUAUCAAUAUGUUGCGAGUCAAGUAUAUCUAA